Arabis nemorensis is the source of this 303-nucleotide messenger RNA. The record is from the annotation of a GenBank genome assembly. NCBI's taxonomy places the organism in Eukaryota, Viridiplantae, Streptophyta, Magnoliopsida, Brassicales, Brassicaceae.
AUGGCCUACACGGCUCCUCCAAUCUUCUCGAUCUCCAGUUCUCAAACCUUUCGAUUCAUCGCUCUUUUCUCCAUCGAACCUCAACCACCAAUCGCAACUACAGCGUUUUGCGUUUUCACCUAUCAGAAUCGAUCUGCAUUAACCAAACCAGAAUCGAUCUUCGAUGAAGUCGAACGGAAGUGCUUGUAUUUCAAGGUGAAUUACCUUAUCGUCGCGACUCGUUGGAUUCUCGCUCGUGACUCAUCAUUACUCUCUCGUCUUCCUCCUUCGUGUUUGAAGAAGAUGUUAGUUUUAAGGAAUUGA